AUCCGGGGAGGGGGGUUUUGGACCGGAGAAAAAAAAAAAGCCCCGCUCACAAGAAAAGUUACUCGACACUCUAUUUUCUGCUUUUUUUACAGAUCUUGACACCUGCUCUUGCGUUUAGCAGAUCGGCGUCUGUCAUACUCCUCUAGAGGUAUAGAGGUUUUCUCGAGACCCCUCGCAUCACAAUGGCUCAGGAACGUCUGCGCAUCCUCGUCGUCGGCAGCGGCGGGCGUGAGCAUGCCCUGGCGUGGAAACUCAGCCAGUCGUCCCGGGUCGACAUUGUCUACGUCGCUCCAGGAAAUGGAGGUACCGCCGCGGGUGCCUCAAGCAAGAUUGAAAAUGCCAAUAUCAAGGGAGACGACUACCCAGGGUUGGUGGCUUUUGCCCAGGAGAACCAAGUCAACCUUGUUGUUCCUGGCCCAGAGGCUCCUCUAGUUGAUGGAAUUCAGGGAUAUUUCCAGGCCGUCGGUAUUAGGUGCUUUGGUCCAUCAAAAGCCGCCGCACGUAUGGAGGGCUCCAAGGCCUUUUCGAAAGAUUUCAUGAAACGCCAGAACAUCCCCACUGCCGCGUACGAGAACUUCACAGACUAUGAGAAAGCACGCCAAUAUCUGGAUAGCGUCUCUCAUAACGUCGUUAUCAAGGCCGAUGGCUUGGCUGGCGGAAAGGGUGUCAUCAUUCCUACAACCAAGGAAGAGGCCCACCAGGCUCUCCGCGAAAUGAUGCUUGAUCGCCAGUUUGGAGAUGCCGGAAAUGAGGUUGUCAUUGAAGAAUACCUCGAGGGAGACGAGCUCAGUGUCUUGACCUUCAGCGACGGCUACUCGAUCAAAUCCCUUCCCGCUGCUCAGGACCACAAGCGUAUCUUUGACGGAGACCAGGGGCCCAACACAGGUGGUAUGGGCUGCUACGCCCCAACACCCAUCUCUUCGAAGCAGGUCCUUGAAGAGAUUGACCGCACAAUUGUUCAGCCAUCUAUUGACGGCAUGAGAAGGGAGGGUUUCCCUUUCGUUGGAAUCCUAUUUACUGGACUGAUGAUGACGAAGAACGGCCCAAAGGUCCUUGAAUAUAAUGUGCGCGGCGGAGACCCAGAAACCCAGACUCUACUACCUCUGCUUACCGACGAUACCGAUUUGGCGGAGAUCAUGGUGGCGUGCACAGAGCACUGGCUCGACGGCGUUUCCAUCAAGAUCAAGCCUGACUUCUCCACCACCGUUAUUGCGGUUGCUGGCGGAUACCCUGGGUCAUAUGCCAAGGGCAAAAAGAUUACCCUGGACCCUGCCCCAGAAGGCACCUUGAUCUUCCAUGCCGGAACCAACCUCGCUGGAGCUGAGCUUCAGACUGCUGGUGGACGAGUGAUUGCCGCUACUGCCACCGCAUAUAGCCUUGAAGAGGCCCUGCGCAAGAGCUAUGCCGGCAUUGAAACAAUUCACUUUGAAGAUAUGUUCUACCGCAAGGACAUUGCGCACCGAGCCUUCCGACAACGCGAGGCCCAGCAGUCACUGACAUACGCCUCUGCCGGCGUCUCCAUUGAUGCCGGUAACGACCUGGUCAACAUGAUCAAGAGCAGCGUUGCGAAGACCAAACGCCCCGGAACUGAUGCCGUUAUUGGCGGCUUUGGCGGCCUCUUCUCUCUGGCUGCAGCCAACUCCGCUUACCACCCCGAGUCUCCCACUCUUAUCGGAGCCAUCGAUGGCGUCGGAACCAAGCUCAAGAUUGCACACGCCGCGGGCAUCCACAACACUGUCGGUAUUGAUCUUGUCGCCAUGAACGUCAAUGACCUCGUCGUCCAGGGAGCUGAGCCUCUUUUCUUCCUGGACUGCUAUUCUUGCGGCAAGCUCGACGUUAGCACUGCCGCCGCCUUUGUCACCGGCGUUGCCGACGGCUGUAUGCAAGCUGGCUGUGCCCUCAUCGGUGGCGAGACUGCCGAAAUGCCGGGUCUCUUCAUUGAUGAGUCCUACGACGCGGUCGGAGCCGCCGUCGGCGCCAUAAACACCUCCGGCCCCAACGCCCGCACUAUCCUCCCAGACACAUCAGCCAUGAAGGCCGGCGACGUUCUGCUUGCCCUGGCCUCCUCAGGCCCCCACUCAAACGGAUACUCACUCGUCCGCAAGAUUGUCGAGCGCUCGGGCCUCAGCUACAACGACCCCGCCCCCUUCUCCAUGUCCUCCUCUUCCUCUUCCUCCUCCACCGAUACCCAGACCCUCGGCCGCGCCCUCCUAACACCGACCCGCAUCUACGUGAAACCCCUCCUCAAAGCCCUCAAUUCCUCUUCCCCGUCUUCAAUCAAAGGUCUCGCUCACAUCACCGGCGGUGGUCUCGUCGACAACGUACCCCGUAUGCUUCCACCAACCCUAACUGCGCACAUCGACGCCAAGUCAUGGACGCUACCCGCUGUCUUCUCAUGGCUCAAGAAGAACGGCAACGUUUCUGCGCACGAGAUGACCCGCGCCUUCAACUGCGGUGUCGGCAUGGUUAUCGUUGUGGAGAAAGGAUCCGAAGCUGCUGUCAGGGACCUCCUCGAGAAGGAAGGCGAAACCGUCUACCAGGUCGGUGAGCUCAGGAUCAAGGCUGAGGGCGAGGAGCCCUGUGUUGUUUCUGGACUCGAGACCUGGGAUGCUUAGAGGGCGACGGUCCAUUUUCAAUCUAUUAUGUUCUGUGCAUAGUUUGUUGGGGUAUCUGGCAAAGAUAAAAGAAAUGGCUUUGUUUUACUACUAUUUAUGCGUAUGACCCUAUUCGCAGUAUCAUCUAGACUCUUUGCAGUCUCGUCAAUGAUAUUGAUUUCACAUCAUUCUUCUACACAUGUGCAUCCAUCCUUCCUUGUAGACUAGAGGAGGCGCUUCUCUUGUGAUAUUUUCA
Aspergillus calidoustus is the source of this 2850-nucleotide messenger RNA. The record is from the annotation of a GenBank genome assembly. NCBI's taxonomy places the organism in Eukaryota, Fungi, Ascomycota, Eurotiomycetes, Eurotiales, Aspergillaceae.